Molecule: messenger RNA, 429 nt
Organism: Miscanthus lutarioriparius
Lineage: Eukaryota; Viridiplantae; Streptophyta; Magnoliopsida; Poales; Poaceae
Source: the annotation of a GenBank genome assembly
AUGGGCCACCCAAUUUUCUCCCUCCUCCGGCCCAUACCAAGUCGUCCUGAUGAACGCCGGUCGGCCCAAACUAAGCAGCGUCUAGGGUUUAGCCUCUCGAACCCCCACGAGGUUUUGCUUCGACACCGACGCGAGAAGGCAGGGGAAGAGGAAAUGGCAUCUUUAUCCCGCACAGCCGCCGCCGCCGCCGUCGCCGUGAGGUCGGCGGUCCGCUCCGCACCCCUUACCGGCCGCGUCCUCGGAGCGCCACUGCCUUCCCUUGCCUCGCCUUCCGCUGCACGGUCCGCCCGGAUCCUCCGCAGGUCGGCGGCCACGGCGUCGGCGGGGCUCGAAACGCUAAUGCCGCUGCACAGCGCGGUGGCGGCCGCGCGGCUUAGGUCCUGCAUCGCCGUCGACUCCACCUGCUGGAGCUCGCUCUCGCAAGUUUGA